This is a messenger RNA of Durio zibethinus, 2539 nucleotides long. RefSeq names its product monogalactosyldiacylglycerol synthase 1, chloroplastic-like. Lineage: Eukaryota; Viridiplantae; Streptophyta; Magnoliopsida; Malvales; Malvaceae. Gene Ontology annotation, biological process: glycolipid biosynthetic process. The record is from RefSeq and is a predicted model, not a curated record. Gene Ontology annotation, molecular function: hexosyltransferase activity.
UUCCUCUUCGCUUCAUAUAUAUAUAUAUAUAAUUUUUUUUUUCAUAUAAAUAAAUGAAAUUUGGUUCUUAUUUGUGAUGAAGACUACCUUGUAUGAAAUUGUUUAACUUCGUUCUCAUCGACUCUGCAGCUAGAAAAAACUUUCCAAAAUGCAAAACCCUUCUGCGGCUACCCAAGAAUUGGGCCCUGCCUUCGAUCUCGGGACUCAUUUGGGUCACUUAGCAUUCACCAAGAGUUUUUACUGCUCAAAAUCGGAUGGGUUUUAUUCAUUUAAGCCAAAUCACAUGUAUUUUUCGGAGUUCAGAGGCUCAGUUUCUCAGAAAAGGCGUAGAGUUAUUGCUGCUGCUUCACUCAGUUUGGGUGCUCGAAACAGCGUUUCUUCGAGUGUUAGGAGAAUCGUCAAUGAGUUCAAUAGAGCGAUUAAAUUUCACUGUGAUAGAAUCCCAAUUGGGUUUGGUUCGGUUCGGGUUGGUUCUGAGGAUAGCAAUGGAGUGAGAGAAGAUGGUGGUAGUGUAUUGGACGUUGAAGGUUUGCCUUUGAAUGGAAUCGAAACUGAGUCCCCCAAAAAAGUUCUGAUUUUGAUGAGUGAUACUGGUGGGGGUCAUAGAGCCUCGGCUGAAGCUAUUAAGGCUGCUUUUAAUGACGAAUUUGGGGACGAUUAUCAGGUUUUUGUUACGGAUUUGUGGUCGGAUCAUACGCCCUGGCCAUUUAAUCAAUUACCCAAGAGCUAUAACUUCUUGGUCAAACAUGGAUCCUUGUGGAAAAUGACUUAUUAUAUGUCUGCUCCUCGGGUGGUUCAUCAAUCUAAUUUUGCUGCUACUUCAACGUUUAUAGCUAGAGAAGUUGCCAAAGGGUUGAUGAAAUACCAGCCAGACAUCAUUAUCAGUGUCCAUCCACUGAUGCAACAUGUUCCACUUCGUAUUCUGAGGGCAAAGGGUCUACUGAAGAAGAUAGUCUUUACAACAGUGGUCACAGACUUAAGCACUUGCCAUCCUACGUGGUUUCAUAAGCUUGUAACAAGAUGCUAUUGCCCAACAGCAGAGGUAGCAAAAAGGGCAUUGAAAGCUGGACUUCAACAAUCCCAAAUUAAGGUUUAUGGUCUUCCAGUGCGACCUUCUUUUGUGAAGCCUGUUCGGCCUAAGAUUGAGCUGAGGAGAGAAUUAGGAAUGGAUGAGGAUCUUCCUGCUGUUUUGCUGAUGGGAGGAGGGGAAGGAAUGGGGCCCAUUGAGGCUACUGCUCGUGCACUCGGAAAUUCAUUAUAUGAUGAGAACCUUGGGGAGUCAAUGGGUCAAAUCCUUGUGAUUUGUGGCCGCAACAAAAAGCUUGCUAGCAAAUUGCUUUCAAUUGAUUGGAAAGUUCCUGUCCAGGUUAAGGGAUUUGUCACCAAAAUGGAGGAAUGCAUGGGUGCUUGCGACUGCAUUAUUACAAAGGAAGCUGGCAAUGUUCCCUACGUGGUGGAAAAUGGAUGUGGGAAAUUUUCGAAGUCACCAAAAGAGAUAGCCAAUGUUGUUGCCCAGUGGUUUGGUCCAAAGGCAGAUGAACUCGAGGCUAUGUCACAAAAUGCUUUAAAGUUGGCAAGGCCUGAGGCCGUAUUCAAGAUUGUCCAUGAUCUCCAUCAGCUGGUUAGACAGAGAAAUUUUGUACCCCAAUUUUCAUGUACAACCUAAUUCCAGUAGAAAAGAGAAAUCAUUUUUUUUUUCACAAGCUUUCCCAUUUGGAUUAUAUGAUUAAGCAUAAUCGAUUACUCCAUUUUUUUUCUGCUUUCCCGUUCCAUUACCUUGCUAUAGUAUGCUGAAAAUUUUCAGUUGUUUCUUAUCACUACAAUUACAAUAGAUAAUUUUUUUGGAGUUUUACUAUUUUUUUUCUGGGUUACCAAAGAAAACAUUGUCAAAUCAAAGUUUAUAAAACAAAAAACAAAUCAAAGUUCUGCGAUUUUGGGGUUCAAUCGAAUUAAAAUCCAGUUAAGUAUGUUUUGAAAAAAAAAACCCGUUUUUUGGCAAUUAAUUGAUGUGUUGACACGUCAAGGCGUCACGUGCGGAUGCGUUGACAAGCGACAUGGCUCGAGAUGAAUGGGGCCACAAAUCUUGCGACCUAAUCCAUCCCCAUUGUUAAAGCUUCCGAACCGAGUUAAAACGCCACUUCAUCGGGUUUCUCCCAGAUUUUUACGAUCCUUCUUUGACAUUUAACAACUUGUCAAUCUCACAGUCUUGUCCUGCUGACUCUCACGGCAAAAACAAAAAAUAAAACCCAUCAAAGAAAGAAAGAAAGAGGAUAAUCUGACAUCAAGGCUCGUUACCUUGUCAUUCACGCAUAUGUUCGUUGCACCGUUUGUUGAUUCAUCAGCUUGAAAAUUAUCCCCUGAUUCAGCUAAAUAUGAUUGCAAGAUACGGAAUGAAAGAUCAGGGAAGGUCCCCACACAGUUUUUAAUUAUCGAACAGAAAGUUCUAGAGCAAAUUCAGGGCCAAUUCUCAGUGUCUAGCGUUUUGGUUGGCGUAUUUUGAGGUGAUGGGUUGGAAGUAUAAUGCUGGGUUAGGGUUCAU